Plenodomus lingam JN3 is the source of this 1893-nucleotide messenger RNA. RefSeq lists its product as uncharacterized. NCBI's taxonomy places the organism in Eukaryota, Fungi, Ascomycota, Dothideomycetes, Pleosporales, Leptosphaeriaceae. The record is from RefSeq and is a predicted model, not a curated record.
AUGUGGACCUUGGCUCUACCCGAUGCUGUAGGGCAAGUAGGGCAGCAAAACUUCAACCUGCCAAAUCAUGACUCUGCUCACAUUGUCGUGACCGGCUUCGUUGUUGAAGUUGUUCGCACGCUGCCCCCAGUCGCAGGCGUCGCCGCGCAGGUACCGGUAGAACUUGGCCGCAUCACCGUUGGCACUUGGGGCGUCAGACUCGAGGCUAUUCUUGAACCCUUGACCAUCGUCCCGGGCCAUACACAGACUGAUCCCACUGCGUCGACGGCUGAUGGCUCAGACGCUGUGAAGUAUGAGUUGAAACCUCGUUCUGCGGAGCAAUCAGAAAUCUUGAUCCUCCGUCACGGAGAUACGAUUCAUUUUGCGAGGUCUGUGCCUAGCCUCAUUUGCAAGUGGAUUGCCUCGGAGAUACAAGUCAACUCCUCCGCUGCAGAAACAAGAGCAACACGGUUGCCGAUAUCUGAUAUCAAUGCUGAAGCGUCUGAAGAGGAUACAGAAGAUGAAGAUCUAGACGAGGCGACUGAGGUUUCCAUGGCUAUCCAUCGACCUAGAGCCACACCGGUGCCCCGUCUAUCAAACCAAAUAUCAAUUGUGGUUCAAGAGACGCCCACCACAGACAGAAUUGUAGGGGAGACGGAGUUUGUUAGUGCAAAUGGGACUAGUGAAGACAACCUUGCCUCAACAGGCGGCGCAGUAUCGCCGGAAGUCGUGGAUUCAGCGAAAGACGAAGGCGAAGCAGAGACGUUUUCCACAGCGCAUACCAAGACCUCGCAGCUCGGCAACAUAUUUUCCUCCAGCACGACUGGUCAAUCCCCAAAAACCGAUGCCAGCGUAAGAGUAGAUGUACCGAUUAGCAAAUCAGAUUCAGCUUCAGCCAAACCAGCUGACGAUGGGGCACCACGUCCGCUGAACAGCUCGCCACGAGUUGAGAUACUGCACAGAGCGUCUCGAAAACGUGCUAGUCCUCCUACAAAUGACAUGGAAACAGAGGGAGGGAAAGAAAACAUCAAUCGAUCGAACAAACGCACAAAGAGAGAGACCGAAGAUGAAACUAUUACACAUAACAACCGAAUGAGCAACAUUGAUGUUGACGAAGCCAAGAAAUACAUGGCUGGUAGGAAGCGUAAGUCAGAGGCUUCUGAAGCAUCAACCGACACUCCAUCAAAAUCACAAAGAAGUUCUCAGCGGUCAAACACUGCAGUGGCUGACAGCACGCGAUAUGAUGGACCUGCACCUCGCGUAGCCGUGAGCAAUUCGAGCAUUACGAAGACCAGCCAAGCUGUAAAAUUCCUCAAAAAGCACGGUGGUAUCCUGAUAGAGUCAGCCGAUGAGCCGUUUAACAUUCUCUGUGUGAGGGAUGGCGAACUUUUGAAGACUCCAAAACUGCUCCUCUCGAUCGCCCGCGGUACCCCAAUAGUGACAGACAAGUGGCUGUUGAACUCCGCCAAGGCCGGCCAAUUUCUUGCCACGCCAGCAUACACACCGUCGGCUCCAAAGCAGGAGAAAGAAUGGAAUGUUCGAUUCGACCAGGUCAUCGGUCAGCCACAGACGCCAUUUAGCGGAUACACGAUCCACUUCACCAAAAGCCUGAAGGCUACCUACGCAGCCUUUGCAGAGAUUGAACACGUGUGUAAAGCUGCCGGCGCGAAGAAGAUAGCAACAACGACAUCGAGAGUCGACAAGAACGGAAAAAGCAUUGUGCUCGCAAAAGACGAAGGCGAUGCAGAGAUGGAGAAGCUGACACAAGAUGGCAUCACUUGCUACCACAAAGAUCUCAUCACCCAGAGCAUCCUUCGCGGCGUCCUGAAUCUCGACAGUGCAGAGUUCAAAAUUCAAGGGCAUGCUGCCAUGCCAAAUGAUAACAAGAAGACCAAACGCCAAAAAAGCAAGUAG